Mya arenaria is the source of this 6967-nucleotide messenger RNA. RefSeq lists its product as uncharacterized. The record is from RefSeq and is a predicted model, not a curated record. The transcript is spliced from 11 exons. Gene Ontology annotation, molecular function: protein binding. Gene Ontology annotation, biological process: signal transduction. Lineage: Eukaryota; Metazoa; Mollusca; Bivalvia; Myida; Myidae. Bases 1124 to 4057 code for a protein of 977 amino acids.
UGCGGUUUUUCUGUGUGCUCACGAUUUUUCUAGAGGAAAUAGAGUGCUUCAACUAUAAGGAAACAUCUAAAUAUCCAUAAAACGAACAUUCUUUGAGGUUACAAUAAAUAUUUUCUCUUAAACAAGCACAUUUAAUUUAACAAAAUCCAUUUCCUUGUUGUUACAAUGGGCCUUCUUUACGCGGAUUGAAAACAGUGUUAAUCGCCGGCAGCCGCAUCGCACUUUCGUAUAUCCUUACUACUAUUUACGAGGUCUAUCUCGAAGCUUGCCCGGAGAUGGCCGAGUUGUUACGAUUGGGAUUUGGUGGGAUGGCGAAAAGAAAGUAGAAAUGAAAUAAUAGUAUCUACACACCAGAACAGCCGCAUAAGUGUAGUUUCCUUCCGGUUGUCAUUUGGCAAAAAAGAAAAUGAAAAAGCUGAAAGACUUAAGCCGCAAAAUUGCGUUCAAGCAAGCUACAUGGUGCUGUCUUGUAGAAACAAAUAACUGACAAAUGUGGCGUGAGUUUUGUGGUCACAGACUGCAUUGUUACAUGUGUUUCUUUAAGGAUAUGAAUGUCUUGAUAUAUUGAGGUGUCCAACCAACGCUAAGCUAGUUCUCUGAUCUAUCCAUAAUCUAAUCUGCUUGCCGAUUACAAAUUUCUAAAAUAAACGGCUGAAAAACAUCGUAUAUCAAGAUCUGAUGUAACCCAAAUGAGUCCAGUAUGUUUAAAACCACAGACAUCAACACGCCAGAAUCACGCAACUGGCUUAAACAGUGGCGGGCUGUGUACAUCACUAGACAGGCCCUUCUGCUCACUGUCAGUGAUGUGGCCGACCAGUUGCAUGGGGAUAUUGUGCAAAGAGUACCGGUUCCAGCAUGCACCACAUGCACGUCUAAAGAUGUACGAAUGAAAAAUGCAAGUUGCCCAUAUCAUAUCGAUAUUCGAGAUGAGUUGGUCAAAGAGCAUGCUUAUGGACAAGUAAAAGGCAUAGGUGCACUAACGUUGAAAAACACAAAAGCAGAAAACUGGGUUCACUCACCAUGGGAGCUCGCUAAGGUGUUCAUGCCACCAGCUGGAUAAAGGAACAAAACCACAUUUGAAGAAACAGAUUUUAAUGGCAUUGCUGGCUUCAUAAUUAACUGCAUGCGUUUCCAGGGAAAAAUCAAAGGCAGUAUCUGUAAAAAGGCUCGAGAAGUGGUCAACCACAUUCGGAGCAUGCCGGACUUUUCUUCCAGCGCACUAACUGACCAGGCAACAACCGAAUGCAUAGAUAACCUGUACGCUCUACUGAAUGAGCCAGGGCUUAGAAAUCGACCAGAGGCGACACAGGCUAGGAAACAAUUGGACGAGCUGAAGACAGCUGACCCAUCCACAGAUGAAGAUACACGCAAGUUAACCGUUAACCGGUUGCCUGAGGAACUGGAAGUUUAUAAUCAGAUACCAACGGAAGCUAACGGAUUGGAUGAAAACAAACUUGGCAUGAUUGUUAAAGCUUUAGGAGAGGGCCAUGAAGAAGUACAAAGAAUUCGAGCAAUGGUUGUUGGCAUGUUUUCUGUUGGAAAAACUUCCCUUGUCAAUAACCUCAUUGACACUUCAAAGAAUAUUAGACCACCACAUGAUAAUAUUGAACAAUAUCCACAAAGUACUGUGGGCAUUGAUGUACAUUUGUGUAAGAUUGAAAAUGAAAAGUGGAAAAAGCUGGCCUUUAUGCCUAAACGAAAUAUUAGACAUAGGAUUGAAAAUAGUAUUAAAAAGCAAGAAGAAACGCAGGAGGAAAAGAUGGAUGUAUGUGAACAGACUGAGGAAAAUGCACAAGUAUAUACGAAGGUAAAGAAAUAUAUUGAACAAGAUGAAAUAGAAAACAGAAAAGAAAUUGCUCAAACUGCUCAUACCACAGCUCAUGAAGAAAUUAAAGCAAAAACAGACACCCAUGAAAACCCACCACUUGUUUCAGUAUGGGACUUUGCGGGGCAGAAUUUGUAUUAUUCAACUCACCACUUUUUCUUCAACAAGCGGUCAAUUUACCUUUUGGUUAUGGAUAUGACAAAAGAGUUAGAUGAUGUUGUAGAAGAAAGUAAAUCAGUGGCUGGUCUGGUUCAUGAACACUUCACCUCCCUGGAUAUAUUUAAAUUCUGGCUGAACUCAAUCAAUAUGUACAGCUCAAUCCGUGAUCAAGAACAAGAAUGUAAACCAACCGUGAUCUUGAUAGGCACUCGCAGAGAUCAAAUGAAAGGCUCAGAAGAACAUAAAGAAGAUAAAAUGCAUGCCUUCUUUAAUAAAGCCUUGAGUCACUUUCCUGACAGCAGUAUUUUGAAGCAUGUUCAUUUUAAAAAAUUUCUCGUGAACAAUCAAGAUACAAAACACCCAGUUUUUGAUGAAAUAAGAAAUGAAGUUAAAAAGCUUGCUGAAGUCCAGCCGUAUUGGAAUGAAAAGUAUCCUCUAAAAUGGAUACAGCUUGAGAAAACCUUUGAGCAAAUGAGGGAGCAAGGAAAAGUUAUAGUAAAUUUGCGUGAUGUUGAAGCUGCGAACAGAGAGAAUCCAGCGCCUUUGGGCAGUGAUGAGCUGCAGUUAUUCUUGGAAAUGCAGCACAUGUAUGGGAACAUCCUUUACUUUGACACAAAGGAAUUGAAAACUAGUGUCAUGUUGUCCCCACAAUGGAUCAUUGAAGUCUUUAAAUGCUUCAUCAGCCAUAAAGAGAAACAUGUUUCACCACAACUCGUUAAAGAGUGGCAAAAUUACAAAGAAUGCGCCAUAUUAGAACCGCGGCUGCUUGAGGCAAUUUUUGAACACAGUGAUCGACGGAUUAGAGAAAAUGCUGAUGUUGUCGUAGAAUACAUGAAACACCUGGAUAUUAUAGCCAAGCCGAUACAUUGGGGUGAUCACGAUGAACAGGUUAAAAAAGAAGUGCAAGAUGACACCAGCUAUGUGGAUCCAAAUAACAGAGGUCCCAUUUGUUCAAAAUUUUAUAUCUUACCUUGCCUGCUCAACGCAAAAAAAGGUGAUUGGGAAGAAAUUACAAAACCACCUGUUUGGCUUAACACCCAAGCACUCUGUUUUGUCUUCAGAGACAAGUUUAUGCCACCAGCUAUUUUCCACCGGCUACUGGCCUUUUGCAUUAGGACUUGGGAAAUUGCAAAGUCGGAGGGGAAAAGGCUGCUGUACAAAGGAUUUGGAGUAUUUAAAGUAAAGCAGGCCCAGCUGAGACUAUGGUACUUUGACCACAUUAUCUACGCAAGGAUGUCAUUUUUAUCUAAUGAUAAUUACAUGAAGCAAAAAGAGGAGCAAUAUUCAGAAAAGGCGAUAAACAGAUGCGAUUGUCAAUAUGUUCGCGGACAAUUGUAUAGAGCUCUUACGGCAAUCCUUGAAAUACUACCAAGAUCAAAACAUGUCACAAAGACUUCGCCUUUUGAAGAAUACAUCCAGUGUCCAAAAUUAAACACACACAAUCAAGGCCUGUUUAGAGUCGAUGAUUUCAAAAUCAACGAAAGCAUGAGCUGCAGUGAUGAUCAUGAGGAAAGUGCUCCUCACUUAAUUGAAAGAUCGAUUCUUCAGUAUUGGUACCCCGAAUAUUUCAAUAAUGUCCAAGCAGCACAGGAAUUGCCAGAAAUAGCAAGAGUUUCAGGCCUGGAUGAUGAUGGUUCUUAUGGUAUGACCUCAGCCUUGGAGUCAAAACGUCUACCGCCAGAAACAAGGAUACGUUGUGAGCCUAGGACAGUGCAUUGGAAGAAAGUUGUCCCAAGUGAUAAACAGCUGAUGAAUUUGGCUAAACUUGUUGGUGGCGAGUGGAAGAGACUUGGACUUCAACUAAAUCUAAAAGAGCCGAAAUUGCAACAGCUAAAUUUAGACCACUGUGCCAAAGGGGUUGUCACAGUUGUUUAUGAAAUGUUGUUAGUUUGGAAGAAGCGGAACGCAAGACCAACACUAUGGGACCUCGGAACCUGUAUUGCAAGGUCAGGAGUCAGUUUCGAGUGGGAGAGUGUGCCAGUAGAUGUGUUUGAAACGGGAGAUCAGGUAUAUGAAGCGUCGGAGAGCCCUGAGAUGGACACACGAACUGGAGCACAAGGCACUUCUGACUAAGUUUCCUGCAGACGGUGAACACAGACGUGUACACGCGCGAAAAAUACAUGGUUUGGUCAUGACCAUAGUUAAUAUGUGCCUCAAACAAUAACAUUUUAGCUCCAUAUAUAGAGUGGUGAGAGCACAAGGUUUCAGUCUUGAGCCUAGAAGAUCGUGGGUCCAACCAGGGACAUGAUUUUCUCGGCAUGUCAGGUACACCUGAAAUUGACUGGAUUGUGAUUCAAAUCUGGCUGAAUGCUGUCUUAACAAUACAGCUAAAAUAUAUUUGGGUUUAUACCAAAUUAACAUUGUGAUAAUAUCAUAUAAAUCUUCAGUUUGUUUGACUGUUUGAACAGACAUGUUUUGCUUACUUUUUAUUGUUUUGAAUUUUUAAUUAAACAUUUUAGUUCAAUAUUAUUUUAUCGUAUGGCAUUAUGCAUAUAGAGCUACCCAUUGGUGUAAGUUAAGUAUCAGUACUUGGUUUUACAGGAAGGUGCAGCAGCCGGCUUGCUACUGCAUGCAUUAACUUCAAGAAUGUGUUUGUAAUAUGACUAGAUGUUGAAAUGGCUUACUGUGAUUCAAUUGUAUAUAUGCAUAAGUAGCUACUGAUCUGUGAGAUUAAUUUUAAAUCAUAAUCAUAUUUUCGAUUUUUAGUAAAAAGAGUAUAACAUGUUUUGGCCAAAAUGAUGAUAGCAGAUGAUAUAAAAAAAAUCUUUAUUUGAAGAAAAGCUAAUUUUAUUUACACAUGUAUAUGAGACUUAAUCAUUAUUUUUUUUAUAGCAAAAGCCUCUUAGCGUUAAAGAAAUUUAAAAGUGAUUUGGUUUUUCAAGGCACUUUGUUUGCUUUUUUUUCUGCCGUAUUUGUAUGUUUUUCUUUUAGAAGCUGAAGCUUGCUGUAGAACUAUUUUGGUAUAGCCAUAAUUAUUAAAUGUUAUAGAAUUAUGUACUGUUUUAUAAUAUACAUUUACAGUGGAUUAAUUCUUGUAUGUUUUUAAUAAUUAUUGUAUGUAUUAUAGAUUCAUAUGUUAACCUUUCAUCAUAAAAAUGUUUGCCAUUGUUUAGAUCAGCAAAUGUUUUGUUCUAGUUUGUUGUGCCAUAGUUGUAAUUGUAUAAAAGUUAACAUGUAUUGUGUAUUCUUAUAAAGGACCAAGACACUAUGCAAAAAUGGAUCAAGAACUGACAUUUUGUGUUUUCGGACGAAAUUGUUUGUUUUUAGUAGUAAAAAUAAUUGCGCAAUAUUCAUUCCAUCUUGUGCUCAACCAUUCAUAUUAUGAAUGUUGUACCAUUCAUAACAUUAUAUGAUCUUCCGUAAACAAAUGUGUUUUCAUAGCAGAAUAUCAUUUUGUGGCUAAGAAUUUUAUGUGAUCGUUAAUUAUGCUCCCCUUCCAAGAAAAGGGGUAUAUUGCUUUGCACAUGUCGGUCAGUCCGUCGGUAGACCAAAGGUUGUCCGAGUGAUACCUCAACAAUUCCUGUAUAUAUGGUCAUCAAACUUGACAUGGAGGUUGGGCCUGACCAGUAGAUGACCCCUAGUGAUUUUAGGGCUCAUCGGGUCGAAGGUCAAGGUCACAGUGACCUUUAAUGGUAAAAUAAUUUUAAAGCUUGUCCGAAUGAUAACUCAACAAUGCCUAGACCUAUGGUUAUCAAACUUGAUAUGGAAGUUGGGCCUGACCAGUAGAUGACCCGUAUUGUUUUUGAGGGUCAUCUGACCAAAGGUCAAGGUCAUAGUGACCUUGAAUGGCAAAAGGUUGUCCGAGGGAUAUCGCGACAAUGCCUGCACCCAUGGCCCUCAAACUUGACUUGGAGGUUGGGCUUGACCAGUAGAUCACCCCUAUUGAUUUUAGGGGUCAAAUGUCAAGGUCACAUUGACCUUGAAAGCAAACUCGACAAUUCCUUGACCUAUGGUCCUCAAACUUGAUAUAAAGUUUUGACCUGAUCAGUAGAUGACCCCUUAUGACUUUGGGGGUCAUUGGGCCAAAGUUAAAGGUCACAGUAACCAUUAACGCAAAAAAGUUAACAAAUCUUCUCUAAGGUCAAGGUCACAGUGAAAUGAAAGCGAAAAUGUUGUUUGAGUGAUAACUCGACAAUGCCUGCACCGAUGGCCCUCAAACUUGACUUGGGGUUGCGUCCAACCUGUAGAUGACCCCUUAUGAGUUAAGGGGUCAAAGGUCAAGGUCACAGUGACCUUGAACCAAAAAGCUUGUCUGUGUGAUAACUUGACAAUGCCUGCACCUAUGGCCCUCAAACUUCACAUAUAUGUUUUUGGCUGAACAGCUGAUGACUCUUAUGGAUUUUGAGGUCAUAGAGUCAAAGGUCAUUGUCAUAACACACUCUAUCCUCACACUUUGAUUGUUCAUAAUCUUAAAACUGCCUCAACGGCAUCCAAUGUCAGUGACAAAAUCAGCUGUCUUUUCGGCCCAUGCAUAUUUCAUUCACAAUUGUCCAUAUAAUUUUGACAACAUGGCGCUCAGGGAGGGGGGGGGGGCAUAAUGUUUGACAAACCUCUCUUGUUACGGUUUGUAUUACACAUAAAAAGUACUAAAAUAUAUCAACAAAUGUUUUAUUUUUGUGUAGUAUGAAGACAUACCUUACAGAAGAAAAUGACUUAAGGAAGGCACACUAAUCGUGAUAUGGCAUAUUAAUUGUACUCUUUAUAAGGAUCUAAUUUGUGUGAUGUCAAAAUAGGUGUUCAGUGUUUGUGCUCCUUAUUAGGAGGAGCAUAUAGUCGCGGCUUCGUCCGUGCGUCCCUAAUUGUAUUACAACAUUCAUAAAAAAUUUGCGGUUGGGGAGCAUCCAUCGCUUAUCUUUUGAAAGAAGUGAUAUUUACCUUACUAAAGGAUAAAUAUCAAAGAAUGUUAGCAAGAAGAUAAAUUAUGUUUUAUUAUUAUUUACUUUAUUACCUUAUUUUUAACGAAUAAACAACCUAACCAAGACA